Messenger RNA from Bombus terrestris (buff-tailed bumblebee), 1841 nucleotides. RefSeq lists its product as uncharacterized. Lineage: Eukaryota; Metazoa; Arthropoda; Insecta; Hymenoptera; Apidae. The transcript has 2 exons. Bases 1 to 561 code for a protein of 186 amino acids. The record is from RefSeq and is a predicted model, not a curated record.
AUGAUAUUGCAAUGGAGAUCGCGUCGCUCUUAUUGCCGCAGAAAGGUAACUAUCAACCUGCAGCAGGACAACGAAUGGUCCUCUACGAUCCAGAGAAGCCCAAAGAAAUUAAUCUGCCCUAAUUCGUGGAUGACGAAUUCAGUGAGUUUCGUUCCUUUCGUCGACAAUCGGCUCUACUUCGAUCCAAACUCUUUGUUCUGCAUCGCGUCACCAGCCGUGGAUAUUCAAUGUUCGGCCCACGUUAUACGAUCGUCCAGGCAAAUGCGUCAUCACCAUCAUCAUCAUCCUCAUCGUCGACACCAUCAUCAUCAUCACAGAAAGCAUCGACGCGUGGUCAGCGAUCCGGGUACAAGAGAUUGGAACGCCGAUAACCAAGAUGUAAAACGACAUCGUCGAAUGUUCAGCUACGAUACGGGUAUUACUGGACUUAGAUUAAUCGAGGAGGGCGAGACAGUCGAUACCGACAAGGAAGUUCCAUCCCCUGACGAGACGAAAACGUCGACUUUCAGGAAAGUGCCAUGGCAUCCUAACUUGCACAUGCUCAAAAUUAGAAGAACCUAGCACGAUAAAAUGACGCAAACCUGGAUCGUUAGAAUGAUACGAAAGGAGCAAGAGUUUUAUCGAAAAUAUCGUAUAAGUUGAUCGAUCGUCUCGUUGUCUUUUUUUUUUAUUUUUAUCCUUGUUUCUCGAAGGAUUGUUACGAUGAGGCAUUAUUUAUCUUAUUGUAGGGAGUCGGACUUUUAGCAUCUUCAAGAUUACAAUUUUUAUUUCCCUCAUUACAAGUGUAAAUGUUUAGAUAGCUUACUUAUAUACUUUUUAAUCUUUAACUUUACGAAAUUAUUGCAUUUGGUAGACUUGUGAAUAUAGAAAUAUAACUUCUAUUAAAUAAAUAGAAUAUUUUUUUUUAUAUAUCUGAUAUACAUAUAUGUUACUAGCUAAAAUGAUGAGGAAAAUUAUUUGACCUUGGAGAUGUUGGAAAAAAAUUACUUCCUAGUAUAAUUGUACGUGUAUCAAAGCGAGUUAAUUAUCUCUAAUCAAUUAUUCCUAAGAGUGCAGUACCUUUUCAUUUUACGUGCAAUAUUAUCGUUUAUAAGAAUUUACGCGUAGGAAAUUAUUUAUUGUGCAAGUCAUGCGAAUAGUGCGUUACUAUUAGCCAUUGAGAUUGCGUUACCCUUCCUUUUAAAUCGUUAGAUACGAAGACACAACGAUGUAGCUCUCUUCUUGUUUUCUUUGCUCUCUUUCUUUUUAAAACAAAGUAUAUGUGAUUAUCGUUAAUCUAAACAAUAUUUUUGUACAUAUUUAUUUGUCAAUUUUUCUGUGGCAAAUAAGAAUUGUUGAUAUUUACACAGAACUGUAUGAUGUAUUUAUUAAACUCGCGGUACAUCGUAUAGCAGUUUAUAUUUCAACAAAAAUACAUAUUCGAAGCGGUAUAUUGUUUGUUGACUGCUCAACUCACACUGUUGGUUCAAUAUUUAUCAGAUCAUAAUUGAAAAAAGAAUCUUUCUGGUUAAUAAGUAAAAGAAUAUCCUUUAAAAAUUAAUGGAAUUCUUAAUAUGUACGAUAUAUAGAUAAAUUUGUAUAACAAAUUAAUCAAGUUCGUCUAAAACUUCAGCUCUUAGGAAAACUCUUCUAAAUCACACAGAGUAAUUGCGAGUGCCUAGUUUUAUAUCAUACUGCUUCACGAUAUUUGGUUUGCCAAAAAUCAUCCUUUCUUUCUUCCUUUGUCUCUCUCUUUGUAGGUAUAUACAACACAUACAUUCAAUUUAGAUCUGCUGUACUUUUCAAGGACUAGCGGAGAUCUAACAUUACUUUUCACAUUAACUUGAUGCAUAUAAUAUUUA